UAAAUCUCUAGAAAAAGGGAAAAUCAAUAACUAAGAAACGCAGAAAGGGGGAAAAAAGAAAAUCCCUCACCGCCGCAAUCCUUCCAGCUAUUCUCGAAGUCCCGCUGCCAUGGCGUCCCGAAAAGGCGGAGUAUCUCUACCGGAACGGCGAGGGUCCAAGGCGGAAGGCAACAAAAACGGCAUAAUCUCCAGGUUUUCUCAGUCUUCCAUGGUGUCUCGAGGAAGAGAGGCUGCUUCGAGCGCGGUCUUCGUCUCCAAGAAGCUCCUCCGAAGCACUGGAAAAGCUGCUUGGAUCGCCGGCACCACUUUCGUCAUCCUCGUUGUCCCUCUCAUCAUCGAGAUGGAUCGCGAGCAGCAGAUGAACGAGCUCGAGCUCCAGCAAGCUAGCCUCCUUGGAGCCCCAUCCGUUGGCCCCCCACAUAAGUGAGUUAUCGGUCUCGUCGGUGCUUCAUGGAGGCUCAUCGGUAUUAAUUCCUCACUUGUAGCAGCUUCUUGCUCCUCUAGUUAAGUUGUUUAAGCUUGCAGAUAGAGUAGUUGCUUAGCGGUAGUUCCGAGAUUGUUGAUUAAUGAGUUGCAAAGGAACUGGUUGUCUCGUACUUUCUGAUGUCCCAUUAUUGGGAGAAAUUGGAAGUGGUUUUUUACUUCAAGUUCUUAAUGCACUAUGAAUCGGUUUAUUGAUACUUUAAAUUCGAAGCCUUAUUUACGAGGUACGAGAUUUAGAAUAAUACAUGCCAGAUUUCGAGCCCACCGCCCCCUUCUAAGUUCUAACUUCUAAAUCAGAAUACCUUGGCUUGAUGAAGUUGAUGUUGUAUUUUGAAAAUAAUUUAUGAUCUAUCCAAUACAUUUAUCUA
Messenger RNA from Momordica charantia (bitter melon), 851 nucleotides. RefSeq names its product translocase of outer membrane 22-V (gene TOM22-V). The record is from RefSeq and is a predicted model, not a curated record. Gene Ontology annotation, biological process: intracellular protein transport. Gene Ontology annotation, cellular component: mitochondrial outer membrane. NCBI's taxonomy places the organism in Eukaryota, Viridiplantae, Streptophyta, Magnoliopsida, Cucurbitales, Cucurbitaceae.